CGCGGCAAGAUGCUGGAUGGGCCCCUGCUGGCGCGCUGGCUGGCCGCGGCCUUCGCGCUGACGCUGCUGCUCGCUGCGCUGCGCCCCUCGGCCGCCUACUUCGGGCUGACGGGCAGCGAGCCCCUGACCAUCCUCCCGCUGACCCUGGAGCCGGAGGCGGCCGCCCACGCGCACUACAAGGCCUGUGACCGGUUGAAGCUGGAGCGGAAGCAGCGGCGCAUGUGCCGCCGGGACCCGGGCGUGGCUGAGACGCUGGUGGAGGCGGUCAGCAUGAGCGCGCUCGAGUGCCAGUACCAGUUCCGGUUCGAGCGCUGGAACUGCACCUUGGAGGGCCGCUACCGGGCCAGCCUGCUCAAGCGGGGCUUCAAGGAGACUGCCUUCCUCUACGCCAUCUCCUCGGCCGGCUUGACGCACGCGCUGGCCAAGGCCUGCAGUGCCGGCCGCAUGGAACGCUGCACGUGCGACGAGGCCCCGGACCUGGAGAACCGCGAGGCCUGGCAGUGGGGCGGCUGCGGGGACAACCUCAAGUACAGCAGCAAGUUCGUCAAGGAGUUCCUGGGCCGGAGGUCGAGCAAGGAUCUGCGAGCGCGUGUGGACUUCCACAACAACCUCGUGGGUGUGAAGGUGAUCAAGGCCGGGGUGGAGACCACAUGCAAGUGCCACGGCGUGUCGGGCUCCUGCACCGUGCGGACGUGCUGGCGGCAGCUGGCGCCCUUCCACGAGGUGGGCAAGCGCCUGAAGCACAAGUAUGAGACGGCGCUCAAGGUGGGCAGCACCACCAACGAGGCUACCGGCGAGGCAGCCGCCAUCUCACCACCACGGGGCCGGGCUGCAGGCACAGGCGGAGGCGACCCACUGCCCCGCACACCAGAGCUCGUGCACCUGGACGACUCACCCAGCUUCUGCCUGGCUGGCCGCUUCUCCCCUGGCACUGCCGGCCGCAGGUGCCACCGUGAGAAGAACUGUGAGAGCAUCUGCUGCGGGCGCGGUCACAACACACAGAGCAGGGUAGUGACGCGCCCCUGCCAGUGCCAGGUGCGCUGGUGCUGCUACGUGGAGUGCAGGCAGUGCACGCAGCGUGAGGAGGUCUACACCUGCAAGGGCUGAGCCCUGGGGCCGGCCGGGCUGCUGUGGGGGUGAGGGCAGUGCACACAGCGUGAGGAGGUCUCCACCUGCAGGGCUGAGCCCUGGGGCCGGCCAGGCUGCUGUGGGGGUGAGGGCAGUGCACGCAGUGUGAGGGUCUACACCUGCAGGGCUGAGCCCUGGGGCCGGCCAGGCUGCUGUGGGGGUGAGGGCAGUGCACGCAGUGUGAGGGUCUCCACCUGCAGGGCUGAGCCCUGGGGCCGGCCAGGCUGCUGUGGGGGUGAGGGCAGUGCACGCAGUGUGAGGGUCUACACCUGCAGGGCUGAGCCUUGGGGCCGGCCGGGCUGCUAUGGGGGUGAGGGCAGUGCACACAGCAUGAGGAGGUCUACAUCAGCAAGGGCUGAGCCCUGGGGCUGGCCGGGCUGCUGUGGGGAUGAGGGCAGGGCACACAGCAUGAGGAGGUCUACACCUGCAGGGCUGAGCCCUGGGUUGGCCGGGCAGCUGUGGGGGUGAGGGCAGGGCACUCAGCGUGAGGAGGUCUACACCUGCAUGGCUGAGCCCUGGGGCCGGCCGGGCUGCUGUGGGGAUGAGGGCAGUGCACCCAGUGUGAGGGGUCUACACCUGCAGGGCUGAGCCCCCAGGCUGGGCACCCCCAGCACAUUUGGGCACGAGGCAAGGGCAGGAGCCCGGGGGUUAGCUGGGUUGGCCAUCUCUGCUCCUAUGUCUCCCCGCUCAAAGGCCCAGUCUGACCUCUGCAUCCCCUCUCCUUUUCCCCCUGCCCGUGACCCAAGAGUGUUGCACCGAUGCUUACCAAGCCGUGUCUGUCCCUAAGUCGCCAGUUUUUGGAAGCAGUGCCCCUCCCUGCUCUGGGCUCCCACGAGGAGCGGUGUCUUGACCACACGGGGCCUCUGCGCGGCCGCCGUGGGCUGCCUGCACUGCACCAGCACUGGCUUAGAGAGAAACCACUACGAGAGAGACGGCCGGGCCACCCAGGUGCGGGGACACUGCUGUCCCCCUCUGACAUCAAGCACUUCUCUUUGGAGUGAUAUCAGUGACUUUUAAGUUAUUUUUAUUUAAUAUAUAAUUAUUAUUUCUCCAUCCCUGCAGUCUUCCAGGCUGUAGCUCCUCCCUCUUGGCGAGCCUGGUCUGGAGGGGUCCUUCUCUCCCCACCACCCUGCCUAACCUCUUUGCCUGAUCUGCUUUGUCCUUUGAAACCACUAAAUCAAGAAAGAUGUCGCUGUUCUUGUUUGUGAAGAAGUAAAAUGAGCUGGGUCAGGCCACCACCCUCAGGGUUUCUGGGAGCCAGGUCCCCGUGGUCCACCCACUGCCCCCAGCGAGGCCGGCCAGGAAGUAGGCAGGCCCUGCUCUGCACUCUUUGGGCACACAGCCCUGCACUCUGGGCUCCGAAAUGCAGAUUCUGGGGCCGGGGGUCGCCUGCUCUCCCCCCAGGGGUGAGCAUGGGCAGAGGGACAGGGCCAACCCCUGGGGGGUUCAUUUCACCUGGAAGGCACAGCUUGCCCUGUGACUGUGGGGCAGGUGGGGUGGGGACAGAUGUGGGUAGAGAGCUGGGGGCUAGGAUUUGGCAAAUGAAGACUGUGUCCCCUGGACAUGCUGUUGUCUUUGCAGGGAGGGGAGAAGGUUGGCUUAACCUGACCUGGUUUGAGUGUGCCCACAUAUGUGUAUGUGAGUGUGUGUGUGCAUGCGUGCGUGUUUGGUGUGUGCCUGUGCAUGAGUGUAUGUGUGUGCAUGCAUGUGCCUGAGCACAUGGACGUGUCUGCAUAUGUGGUGUGUACACACAUAUGUAUGUGUGUGUGUGCAUGCGUGCAUGAAUAUACUUGCAUGUUUGGUGUGCGUGCAUGCAUGAGUGUGUGUGCAAUGUGUGGUGUCUGCAUGAGCAUGUGUGAUGUGUGUGCCUGGGAGUGAGCAUAUGCAUGUGUUUGUGCAUGAGUGUGAGUGUAAUAUGUGGGUACUGGCAUGUGCACGUGUGGUGUGUGCUGUAUGCACGUGCGUGAAUGUGCACGCGAGCAUGUGUGUGCAUGUGCACAUGUGUGCAUGCCUGUGUGUGAGCAUGUGUCUGUGCAUGUGCGUGGUGUGUGUGCCUGUGUGCACUGUCUUGGCAUGGUCAGUGGUCAGCGGUCAGCUGGGGUGUGGCCUCCGCUCUGUACCCUUCCUCGCUGUGGGGCUCUCCUUCCUGUGUCAGCAUGAAUGGCAGCCUUGGCUCCUGGAGCCUUCAGCUCUGGGCCCAUCCUGCUGGUUCGGUGGCUGUGCUCCGAGGGUGCGGGCUGGGGUCUGGGUGGGCGCAGAGCCGGGCUGCAGUGUAGACGUGGGAACUACUGAACAGGGGGUUCCUUAGAGUCUGGGGGGCUCCAGGAACCCUGGGGGACUGUUGUUUUUUAAAAGCAAACCUAUUUAUGUUGAUGUGGGUCUCUUUGUCCCUGUUUUAUAGUGUAAAUAGUAAAGUUAUUCUCCUGUGGUUCAGACAACAUCCCCGUGAAUAGCUGUGUGCAGACGGGUGAUGCGGGGGCCCCUCCCUGGAAGGGAGCAAGGGUGGGCUCCGUGGUGGCGGGUGACGUGGGUCUGUGCUUCCGUCUCCUGCAGGCCUGGCGAGAGAGGGUUGGGGGGCCUAUGGUGCCUCCUGGUUGUCCCCAAGUCUCCCCACCCGCUGGGGCCUGAGUGGGCAGAGCUGGCCAUGCUCUGGGACAAGACUGUAGCCGGUCACUACUGGGUCUGGAAAGGCGGCAAGUGAGAGGAAGGAUUUUUUUUUUUUUUUUUUUAUCAAAUACCACGUUUAGCUCUAAGUCAUAAAUAUUAAGAAAAGUAUUUUUUUGAACAAGGCGGACUAGAAACGUCUGCUGGCUGGUCUGUGUAUGUAUAAACAUAUAUCAGAACGUCUUGCUGAGGGAAGAAGCAGCUCCCGCUGACGGAGCCUCUUGUCAACUUGCUUGUCUUCCACGGGGCAGAGCAUCUCGAGAACAAAGUGCGUUCUGUGGUGGGGCUCGGCCUGCCGGGGGCCACGGGGGCAGGAGCCGCACUGCGGGCCAGGCGGGUCCCGGCCACGCGAGACGUGGGCUCCAGGCUUGGUGUGGCCAGUUCCGCGGGGCGGGAGGAGAGGGGCAUUCACACACGGGAACUCGGCUGUGUUCCGAGUCUUGUGGGAGCCUGUCGGUUUCUCUACCUCAUCUGUACAGUGAGUAGGUGUGCACUCGGGUGACUUGGAGAAUGUAUUUAUUUAACAGUUUGUGUAACAGAACAGAAACAAGUGGAAACACUAAAUAAAUGUAUUUUAAAUUAUAGCUUCAUCUCAGUCAGCUGCCUUCAGAGGGAUUCUGGUGGUCCGGCCCCGGA
Diceros bicornis minor is the source of this 4428-nucleotide messenger RNA. It is a transcript of the gene WNT9A, whose product is annotated as Wnt family member 9A. The record is from RefSeq and is a predicted model, not a curated record. The transcript has 4 exons. Bases 10 to 1107 code for a protein of 365 amino acids. Gene Ontology annotation, cellular component: extracellular region. Gene Ontology annotation, molecular function: cytokine activity; frizzled binding. Gene Ontology annotation, biological process: cell fate commitment; neuron differentiation; multicellular organism development. Lineage: Eukaryota; Metazoa; Chordata; Mammalia; Perissodactyla; Rhinocerotidae.